Molecule: messenger RNA, 1250 nt
Organism: Cercocebus atys (sooty mangabey)
Lineage: Eukaryota; Metazoa; Chordata; Mammalia; Primates; Cercopithecidae
Product: transmembrane protein 183A-like
Exons: 1
Coding region: 1-609 (202 amino acids)
Biological process (GO): regulation of protein stability
Cellular component (GO): SCF ubiquitin ligase complex
Molecular function (GO): protein binding
Source: RefSeq, a predicted model, not a curated record
AUGGCGGAUUACGCCAAGUCGGAUCCGGCUGUCAUGAGAUCCGGACGAGUCAAGAAAACCGUAACCAACGCUGUUCAGCAGAAAGUAAAAUCUCUUUGUGGUUUGGAAGCCUCUCAGGUUCCUGCAGAGGAAGCUGUUUCUGGGGCUGGUGAGCCCUGUGACAUCAUCGACAGCAGUGAUGAGAUGGAUGCCCAGGAGGAAAGCAUCCACGAGAGAACUGUCUCCAGAGAAAAGAAAAGCAAGAGGCACAAAGAAGAAGUGGACGGGGCUCUUGGAGAAGAGUAUCCCAUGGAUAUUUGGCUGUUGCUGGUCUCCUAUAUCCAUCCUGAGGACAUUGUGAAUUUUUCCCUGAUUUGUAAGAAUGCCUGGACUGUCACUUGCACUGCUACUUUUUGGACCAGGUUGUACCGAAGGCACUACCCGCUGGACGCUUCCCUGUCUUUGCGUCUGCGACCAGAGUCAAUGGAGAAGCUGCACUGUCUCCGGGCUUGUGUGAUCCGAUCUCUGUACCAUAUGUAUGAGCCAUUUGCUGCUCCAAUCUCCAAGAAUCCAGCCAUUCCAGAAAGCACCCCCAGCGCAUUAAAGACUUCCAAAUGCUUACUUUUCUGAUGCAGAAAGAUUGUUGGGAACAGACAGGAACCAAUGUGGGAAUUCAACUUCAAGUUCAAAAAACAGUCCCCUAGGUUAAAGAGCAAGUGUACAGGAGGAUUGCAGCCUCCCGUUCAGUAACAAGAUGUUCAUACCAAUCCAGACCAGCACUGCUGCCUACUGCAGGUCACCACCCUCAGUUUCAUCUGUAUUCCGAUUGUCAUGGGCAUGAUAUUUACUCUGUUUACUAUCAGUGUGAGCACGGACAUGUGGCAUCAUCCAGUGAGACUGGUGUUCCAAGAUUCCCCUGUCCAUGGUGAUCGGAAGCUGCGCAGUGAGCAGGGUGUGCAAGUCAUCCUGGACCCAGUGCACAGCGUUCGGCUCUUUGACUGGUGGCAUCCUCAGUACCCAUUCUCCCUGAGAGCAUAGUUACUGCUGCCCACCCCUUGGGGCAGCCCCGAGUCUAGUCCGUUAGCAAUCAGAUUCCAAUUUGGACAAGGCGGCUGGAUUGUAUGUCUGGUUAGUAAUGUACAUGCUCUUCAGGUUCCAGGGCUCCUGUUAGGGAAGGGAGAAAUGUUGAAUCCAGAGGAAGAACACCUACUAUGAUUUAUAAACGUAUUUUAAUGUAAAAAUUUGCAUUUAAAAAGAGUGGCCCUGUUUUC